Molecule: messenger RNA, 927 nt
Organism: Psilocybe cubensis
Lineage: Eukaryota; Fungi; Basidiomycota; Agaricomycetes; Agaricales; Agrocybaceae
Exons: 3
Coding region: 1-927 (308 amino acids)
Source: RefSeq, a predicted model, not a curated record
AUGAAGCAUGCCGAAAAGACCGCAAAGACCGUGUAUCAAGCGGACGUGACACGCAUCAAUGGAUUCACAUUGGACCAAUACCUGGAGGAGUUGCAAGCAUUAGUGCUGGAGAAGAAAUGGGUGCACAAGGUGCGCAAGAAGAUCCUGAUAUUGUACCAGGGGGAUCGAGUGUUCAUCAACUGGAAGAUUGAAAUGGAGAACCUCAAUGCAAUUCUCAAGACGAUGGCACCAAAAGAAUAUGCAUUUAUAAGUGAUGCACUCAAGAUUCAAUUGGAGUCGCACCUUAAUCCGGAGCUGCAAGAAUCACUGGGUUUUGAGCCCAUACUGGCAACUAAUCUUGCAUCAAGGACCAAGAUGACCGAUUACAAGAAGAACAUGCAAGGACUCAAUGCUAAAUCGACGCAAGCUACACACAACGUGCCCUGGCUCGCAAAUUGGAGAAAAAAUCUCUCCUUGAGCGGCUGUCUAAUGCACCUACCGUUACAUCUCGUUACAUCGCCAUCAAAGGCAAGAGCACAACAAUCUUUGGAUAUUCCAAAGAUUAUAUAUCCGCCAAAAAUCACUGCCGCCAAACACGCCAUUCUUGACAAGCAUUUUGGGUGUACCAAAUGCUGUCAUCUCUAUGUGGAUCAUCACUCCAAUUCGUGCCCCAAUGGCUGGGCAUCGGGAGUGGAUUACAAACCACUGACUGAAGCGAUGGCGCGUGAGGCUGAACAUAAAUUCACUGAAGCUGGAAAAGACAAGAAGUCUCUGAGGCCCGUUGGACAGAUCAAUGCAAGAAUUUUGGCAUCAUCGUCCACACAUGUCAUACACAAUGAAGAAACUGACUCAGACUUGUACAUUCCCACGUCUAUGACUGUACCUCAUCUUUUUCCUAUCAUGGAAAUUGAUGGGCUGGUAUCAUAUCCCAAUCCUGAUUGGAGAUGA